GGCGUUCCGAAGAAUCAUCUCCAAGCGUUUUUUGUUCACCAAAAAACGAGACCUCAUAACUCCCCCCGAGCCCGUCACCGAAGAAGGCUUCGUGACACGCUUCCUCACUCGAAAGUCCAUUAAUCAGUACUCAGUGCCCAAACCUCCCGAGUUUCUCUACGCGCCUGUCGGGGACAGGCUGCGAGAGAAACUCUGGCCGCUCAAUAAAUCAUCUUCGGAUCAUUUACGUUUUGAUAUGGGUAGCGAAACUCUUCGGGCUGACAAUCUUGACGGGGUGUCAUUGUCAGUGCCUGACGUGAAAAAGAUGUGGAAGUGCUGGCAGAUGGAGAAACUGAAAGCGAAGCUGGGAGAAAUGAAUGCGAGCUCGAUUUCGUAUUCGGAAUUUACGAAAAUUUGCUGCGAGGUGUGUGAAAAUCAUGAGCGGGGCUUGGAGUGUGCCAAAAUGUUGGAUGAUGCGGGAAAUGUUCUUGUUGCAGGCCAUGUCGUGUUUCUCCGUCCCGAUCAGAUUGCGAGAUCAAUGGAGAAGCUACUCUAUGAAUCCACAGCUCUCCCAAAUGAUCCAAGAAAACAAGAGCUUGACAAGCUAGAGAAAGAGAAGGCUGAGCUGGACGCCAAAGCUGAGUCACUCGUCCGACGUGAGCUCUAUUGUGGGCUGGGCUUUUUGCUGGCCCAGACCAUGGGCUUCAUGAGGCUCACCUUUUGGGAGCUAAGUUGGGACGUUAUGGAGCCCAUUUGCUUCUUUGUCACCUCGCUUCACUUUGCGCUUGCGUAUGGGUUUUUCAUCAGGACUUCUAAAGAGCCCACUUUCGAAGGCUAUUUCCGACGUCGUUUCGUGGUCAAACAGGCCAAGCUGAUGAGGGAUCACAACUUUGACGUCGAGAAAUAUGAACAGCUUCGCAAGGUGUUUUAUCCCGGUUACGGAAAAAGCGAGAUUAUUUGAUUUUCGGUUUUAUUAUCGUGAUCGGGAAUAAUAUUAGUAUGGUUUAAUUGGGCCUAAAAUUAGAAAUGUAAAUGUAUGUUGCGGAAUUGUCUUGAAUCGUUUAGUUCUAUUUAGAUGUAUCGAUCAGCAAAUCCACACAGAGAGAACCUGCUGCUUAUCUUUAAUGCAAUUUCUGAAUUGUUAGAUCUUUUCGUGGCGGAU
Daucus carota subsp. sativus is the source of this 1141-nucleotide messenger RNA. RefSeq names its product calcium uniporter protein 4, mitochondrial. The transcript has 2 exons. The record is from RefSeq and is a predicted model, not a curated record. Gene Ontology annotation, molecular function: uniporter activity; calcium channel activity. Gene Ontology annotation, cellular component: mitochondrial inner membrane; uniplex complex. Bases 236 to 940 code for a protein of 234 amino acids. Gene Ontology annotation, biological process: mitochondrial calcium ion homeostasis; calcium import into the mitochondrion. Lineage: Eukaryota; Viridiplantae; Streptophyta; Magnoliopsida; Apiales; Apiaceae.